Diorhabda sublineata is the source of this 9756-nucleotide messenger RNA. RefSeq lists its product as uncharacterized. Gene Ontology annotation, molecular function: ABC-type transporter activity; ATP binding; ATP hydrolysis activity. Gene Ontology annotation, biological process: transmembrane transport. The coding region runs from base 131 to 9733 and encodes 3200 amino acids. Gene Ontology annotation, cellular component: membrane. Lineage: Eukaryota; Metazoa; Arthropoda; Insecta; Coleoptera; Chrysomelidae. The record is from RefSeq and is a predicted model, not a curated record. The transcript is spliced from 19 exons.
AUCCAGUGAAUUUUCAACCGCUACGACGUAAACUUUUUUAUAUAAUCAAAUUUUUGAAAAUAUUGUGAAAAUUUUUUUUUCCCGAUAUAAUGAAUUUUUUUUAUGAAGAGAUUCUUCGAUUCCACUUCUGAUGGAUUUAGGAUUCGAUUUGACUUUGGAAAAUCCCAAAGAAAAAGCCGGUGUGUUCGCGAAAUUAUUUUUCGGAUGGGUGGUACCACUGAUAAAAAAAGGCGUGAAACAAGGUUUACAAAUAGAAGAUUUAUACAAAUCGUUGAAAAAAGACAAAUCUCAAAAUUUAACCGACGCCCUCCAAGUUUAUUGGGAGGAUGAAGUUCGCAAAUCGCGAGAAAAAAAAACUAAACCGAAUCUGAUGAAAGCCCUUUUCAAACAAUUCUACAAAGAAGCUUUUAUCUACGGGUUCAUGUGGUUCUACACGAACGUUAUCAUCGUAUGUUUGAGACCGAUAAUUCUAGCGGAAUUGAUCAAAUUAUUCGCCGAUAAAAACGUGGCGGAUAAUUACGAAAUAUACGUAUACAGCGUGGCUCUAAUAAUCGUUUCGUUUCUUUCGACUAUCACGCUUCAUCACGUGAUUUUCGCCAUGCAGGCGAUCGGGAUGAGGGUGCGGAUCGCUACGUCUUCGUUGGUUUACAGAAAAGUUACUAGAUUGAGUCAAAGGUCUUUGGGCGAAACACCCGCAGGAAAAGUUGUCAAUAUACUUUCGAACGAUUUGAGCCGGUUCGAUCUGGUUUUUCCAGUGAUUCACGCUCUAUGGGUGAUGCCUUUCCAAGUUUUGGUGAUAUUUUUGAUAAUUUGGCAACAAGUAGGACUAGCGGCGGUAGCUGGGGUGGCUACCAUGGUGGUAGUUACAGUUCCUAUACAAGGAUUUUUGACAAAAUACGUCGCCAAUUUACGCGACAGCGUCUCCAAAAAAACCGAUCGAAGAGUGAAAAUCAUGAGCGAAAUAGUAUCCGGCAUGCAAGUGAUCAAAAUGUACGCCUGGGAAAAACCAUUCGAAAAAUUAGUAAAAACAACUCGAUCCAAGGAAAUGAAAGACGUCAAUUCGGCUUCGAUCCUCAGAGGAAUUUACUCCAGCUCCACCGUUUUCUCAGACAAACUAUCAGUAUUCGCAACUCUCCUAACUUACGUAUUACUCGGUAAUAUCAUUUCCGCGGAUAAAGUUUUUUCCAUAGCUCAAUCCUUCGGUAUACUCCAACUAGCUAUGGCGGUGGUUUAUCCCCUGGCCAUAAGCACCGGAGCCGAAGCUUUGGUCUCCGUUAAGAGACUCGAAGAUUUUCUAGCGCUCGAAGAAAAAGAAGAAGAAGACAUCGUGCGCGCACCAAGAAACACCGGAAUAACCGUUUCUUACGCGGACGCUUCCUGGACGGACACGGGAUGCACUUUGGAGGACAUCAAUCUGCGUAUUCCUCCCGGCACACUGUGCGCUGUAGUAGGUCCGGUGGGGGCGGGGAAAAGUUCGUUAUUACAAUUGUUAAUAGGGGAAUUGGCAGCUCUAUCCGGCGGUAUCGAGAUCGGGGGGGAAAUAUCUUACAGCGCGCAACAGCCGUGGCUUUUCCAAUCGUCCGUGAGGAACAACAUCCUGUUCGGUAGCCAUUUCGAUAAGAAUUUGUAUAAGAGGGUGGUUGAGGCGUGCGCCUUGAGGAAUGACUUCGACCAGCUGCCUCACGGCGACAGAACCAUCGUGGGCGAAAAAGGGGUGUCUUUGAGCGGAGGACAAAGGGCUCGGAUCAAUCUAGCCAGAGCUGUGUAUAGGAAAGCGGAUAUUUAUCUGCUGGACGAUCCUCUGUCUGCGGUUGAUACCCACGUCGGGAAACAUCUGUUCGAUGAGUGCGUCUGUGAGUUUUUGAAAGGAAAAACGAGGAUCCUGGUGACGCAUCAAUUGCAGUACUUGAAAAAAGCGGAUAUGAUUAUAGUCCUUAAUGAGGGUGUAGUUGAAGCGCAAGGUACUUUCGAUGAAUUAUCCGAAUGUAAUUUGGAUUUUACGAAAAUGGUAAUAGCCGCCGACGAAACCGACGAAAGCACCGAAGAUACCAAUCCUCCAAGCUCGGAAGCAGCCGAAACUUUUUUUCCAAUACCAGAAGAAGAAGUUAGAAGAUUUUCCAUGAGUUCUAGUACGAAAAUGUCUCUUUUAUCAAUAUCUGACAGUGAAGAAUCUGAAACAACCGAUAAAAUAACCGAGGAGAAAUCGGGCGAUGGGCCUAACAGUAAACCGUUCAAAAAUUAUUUAAAAUCCGUUAAAAAUAAUACUUUAGUUGUUUUUGUUAUAAUUUUAUUAUUAUCUUCGCAAGCGUUGAUAAUUGGAGUCGACCAAUGGCUCACACUUUGGACUUCGGAGGAACAAAUCCGUCAUUCCAACUGUACCGUAUUCAUACAUCCAAACACGCAUCCCAAUAUUACGAAUGUCACAAUCGAUUUUAUUGAAAACAACCAUUUUGAUGGUACUUCCCUUAUAAAUCAUGGUACUUUCCAUAAAAAUAACUACCCUACCCAUAGAAAUAUCAAUAAUAGCCAUUAUUACUAUUAUAGAAAUAAUGGUAAUAACGAAAAUGAUGAAAAUACACCAGAUAAAAAAGAAGAAACUACUAACAAUGAUAAUAACAUUAUAAAUAACACUAAUAACGAUGAGAAUGAAGUGGAAAAACAUAAUGACGAUUUUCCUUAUAACGAAAACGAUUUAAAUGAUGAACAUAAGUACUUCGAUGGUAGUACCGUGAACAAAAAAAAUUUCUUCGAUAAUUCUAACGAUGAUAUUAAAGAUAAUGAAAGUUUUAUUAAUAAAAAUGAUGAUAGUACCAUCUAUUAUAAUAAUUUGAGCAAUGAUCGUGAUAAUAGUACCAGAAACAGACGUAAUUCGUUUGAUAUUGGAAGUGAACUUGGUUUUGACAGUAUCAAUGGUGGUACCGAAAGUUGGAACAAUUAUUUGAAAGGAUUUGAUAACGAUAUUGAUGAUAAAUAUGAUUUUAUCAAAAAAGAAGACGAAAAUGAUAAAAACUUGGAAGAUUUUAACAAAAAUCGUGAAAAUGGUACCAGAAAUGACGAGGGUUCAUCUCGUAUCGAUGGUGGUACUACCAACAACCCGCGAAUCAAUUAUUUUGAUAACGUUAACAAAAAUUUGGAUAAAGAAAAUGAAAGUACCAAAGAUUAUGAAGAUUUUUUCAAAAAUUAUGUCGAUAGUACCAGCACAGAACCUAAUUUCCACAACAUUAAUAAUGGUAGUACCAAAAGCGUGAACAAUGUGAAGAAAAAUAUUGACGAUAUUGAUAAUAAAUAUGAUUUAAUCAAAAAAGAAGACGAAAGUAUUAAAAAAUCAGAAGAUUUUAACAAAAAUCAUGAGAAUGGUACCAGAAACGACAAGGGUUCAUCUAGUAUCAAUAGUGGUACUACCAAUAACCCGCGAAUCAAUUAUUUUGAUAACGAUAACAAAAAUUUUAAUAAAGAAAAUGAAAGUACCAAAGAUAAUGUAGAUUUUUCAAAAAAUUACGUCGAUAGUACCAGCACAGAACCUAAUUUCUACAACAUUAAUAAUGGUAGUACCAGAAGCGUGAACAAUGUCAAGAAACAUAUUGACGAUAUUGAUAAUAAAUAUGAUUUUAUCAAAAAAGAAGACGAAAGUAUUGAAAAAUUAGAAGAUUUUAACAAAAAUCAUGAGAAUGGUACCAGAAACGACAAGGGUUCUUCUAGUAUCAAUAGUGGUACUACCAACAACCCGCGAAUCAAUUAUUUUGAUAACGAUAACAAAAAUUUUAAUAAAGAAAAUGAAAGUACCAAAGAUUAUGAAGAUUUUUUCAAAAAUUAUGUCGAUAGUACCAGCACAGAACCUAAUUUCUACAAUUUCAAUAAUGGUAGUACCAAAGACGUAAGCAAUUGGAAGAAGAAUAUUGACGAUAUUGAUAAUAAGUAUAAUUUUAUCAAAAAAGAAGACGAAAGUAUUAAAAAAUUAGAAGAUAUUGAUAAAAUUCAUGAGAAUGGUACCAGAAACGACGAGGGGUCAUCUAGUAUCAAUGGUGGUACUACCAACAACCCGCGAAUCAAUUAUUUUGAUAACGUUAACAAAAAAUUUAAUAAAGAAAAUGAAAGAACCAAAGAUUAUGAAGAUUUUUUCAAAAAUUAUGUCGAUAGUACCAGCACAGAACCUAAUUUCCACAACAUUAAUAAUGGUAGUACCAAAAGCGUGAACAAUGUGAAGAAAAAUAUUGACGAUAUUGAUAAUAAAUAUGAUUUUAUCAAAAAAGAAGACGAAAGUAUUAAAAAAUUAGAAGAUUUUAAUAAAAUUCAUGAGAAUGGUACCAGAAACGACAAGGGUUCAUCUAGUAUCAAUAGUGGUACUACCAAUAACCCGCGAAUCAAUUAUUUUGAUAACGUUAACAAAAAUUUGGAUAAAGAAAAUGAAAGUACCAAAGAUUAUGAAGAUUUUUUCAAAAAUUAUGUCAAUAGUACCAGCACAGAACCUAAUUUCCACAACAUUAAUAAUGGUAGUACCAAAAGCCUGAACAAUGUGAAGAAAAAUAUUGACGAUAUUGAUAAUAAAUAUGAUUUUAUCAAAAAAGAAGACGAAAGUAUUAAAAAAUUAGAAGAUAUAGAUAAAAUUCAUGAGAAUGGUACCAGAAACGACGAGGGGUCAUCUAGUAUCAAUAGUGGUACUACCAACAACCCGCGAAUCAAUUAUUUUGAUAACGUUAACAAAAAUUUGGAUAAAGAAAAUGAAAGAACCAAAGAUUAUGAAGAUUUUUUCAAAAAUUAUGUCAAUAGUACCAGCACAGAACCUAAUUUCCACAACAUUAAUAAUGGUAGUACCAAAAGCGUGAACAAUGUGAAGAAAAAUAUUGACGAUAUUGAUAAUAAAUAUGAUUUUAUCAAAAAAGAAGACGAAAGUAUUAAAAAAUCAGAAGAUUUUAACAAAAAUCAUGAGAAUGGUACCAGAAACGACAAGGGUUCAUCUAGUAUCAAUAGUGGUACUACCAAUAACCCGCGAAUCAAUUAUUUUGAUAACGAUAACAAAAAUUUUAAUAAAGAAAAUGAAAGUACCAAAGAUAAUGUAGAUUUUUCAAAAAAUUACGUCGAUAGUACCAGCACAGAACCUAAUUUCUACAACAUUAAUAAUGGUAGUACCAGAAGCGUGAACAAUGUCAAGAAACAUAUUGACGAUAUUGAUAAUAAAUAUGAUUUUAUCAAAAAAGAAGACGAAAGUAUUGAAAAAUUAGAAGAUUUUAACAAAAAUCAUGAGAAUGGUACCAGAAACGACGAGGGUUCUUCUAGUAUCAAUAGUGGUACUACCAACAACCCGCGAAUCAAUUAUUUUGAUAACGAUAACAAAAAUUUUAAUAAAGAAAAUGAAAGUACCAAAGAUUAUGAAGAUUUUUUCAAAAAUUAUGUCGAUAGUACCAGCACAGAACCUAAUUUCCACAACAUUAAUAAUGGUAGUACCAAAAGCGUGAACAAUGUGAAGAAAAAUAUUGACGAUAUUGAUAAUAAAUAUGAUUUUAUCAAAAAAGAAGACGAAAGUAUUAAAAAAUUAGAAGAUUUUAAUAAAAUUCAUGAGAAUGGUACCAGAAACGACAAGGGUUCAUCUAGUAUCAAUAGUGGUACUACCAAUAACCCGCGAAUCAAUUAUUUUGAUAACGUUAACAAAAAUUUGGAUAAAGAAAAUGAAAGUACCAAAGAUUAUGAAGAUUUUUUCAAAAAUUAUGUCAAUAGUACCAGCACAGAACCUAAUUUCCACAACAUUAAUAAUGGUAGUACCAAAAGCCUGAACAAUGUGAAGAAAAAUAUUGACGAUAUUGAUAAUAAAUAUGAUUUUAUCAAAAAAGAAGACGAAAGUAUUAAAAAAUUAGAAGAUAUAGAUAAAAUUCAUGAGAAUGGUACCAGAAACGACGAGGGGUCAUCUAGUAUCAAUAGUGGUACUACCAACAACCCGCGAAUCAAUUAUUUUGAUAACGUUAACAAAAAUUUGGAUAAAGAAAAUGAAAGAACCAAAGAUUAUGAAGAUUUUUUCAAAAAUUAUGUCAAUAGUACCAGCACAGAACCUAAUUUCCACAACAUUAAUAAUGGUAGUACCAAAAGCCUGAACAAUGUGAAGAAAAAUAUUGACGAUAUUGAUAAUAAAUAUGAUUUUAUCAAAAAAGAAGACGAAAGUAUUAAAAAAUCAGAAGAUUUUAACAAAAAUCAUGAGAAUGGUACCAGAAACGACAAGGGUUCAUCUAGUAUCAAUAGUGGUACUACCAAUAACCCGCGAAUCAAUUAUUUUGAUAACGUUAACAAAAAUUUGGAUAAAGAAAAUGAAAGUACCAAAGAUUAUGAAGAUUUUUUCAAAAAUUAUGUCGAUAGUACCAGCACAGAACCUAAUUUCCACAACAUUAAUAAUGGUAGUACCAAAAGCCUGAACAAUGUGAAGAAAAAUAUUGACGAUAUUGAUAAUAAAUAUGAUUUUAUCAAAAAAGAAGACGAAAGUAUUAAAAAAUUAGAAGAUAUAGAUAAAAUUCAUGAGAAUGGUACCAGAAACGACGAGGGGUCAUCUAGUAUCAAUAGUGGUACUACCAACAACCCGCGAAUCAAUUAUUUUGAUAACGUUAACAAAAAUUUGGAUAAAGAAAAUGAAAGAACCAAAGAUUAUGAAGAUUUUUUCAAAAAUUAUGUCAAUAGUACCAGCACAGAACCUAAUUUCCACAACAUUAAUAAUGGUAGUACCAAAAGCCUGAACAAUGUGAAGAAAAAUAUUGACGAUAUUGAUAAUAAAUAUGAUUUUAUCAAAAAAGAAGACGAAAGUAUUAAAAAAUUAGAAGAUAUAGAUAAAAUUCAUGAGAAUGGUACCAGAAACGACGAGGGGUCAUCUAGUAUCAAUAGUGGUACUACCAAUAACCCGCGAAUCAAUUAUUUUGAUAACGGUAACAAAAAUUUUAAUAAAGAAAAUGAAAGUACCAAAGAUAAUAUGAAUUUUUUCAAAAAUUAUAUCGAUAGUACCAGCACCGAACCUAAUUUCUACAUCAUUAAUAAUGGUAGUACCAAAAUCGAAAAUAAUUGGGAGAAAUCUAAUAACGAUUUUAAUAAUAAAUAUAAUUUUACCAAAAAAGAAGACGAAAGUUUUAAAAACAUUGAAGAUUUCACUAAAAAUCAUAAGAAUGGUGCCAAUAGUGAAGAUAGUUCUUAUAGCAUCAACAUUAGUAGUACCAAAAACCCCAAAAACAAUCAUUUUAAUACCUUCAACAACAAUUUUACCAAAGAAAAUGAAAGUACAAAAAACGAUAAGAAAUUUUUCAAAAAUAAUGGAUAUACAGGUAGUACCAGAUCUGAACCUAGUUUCUACAACAUUAAUAAUAGUAGUACCAUAAACAAGAACAAUUAUUAUAGUAACAAAAACGAAAAUACCAAAUACAGUGAAGAUUUCUUCAAAAAUCACAAGAAUGGUACCAGUACCAGUUUCCACAUUAUAAAUAAUGGUAGUACCAAAAACGACAACAAUCAUUAUGACAACAAAGACGAAAAAAAUAUUAAAUACAGUGACGACUUUCCCAAAAAUAAAGUCAAUGGAAGUAGAAAUGAAAAUAAUGAUGAUGGUACUACCAAAAACGAGAAUAAUUAUUAUAAUAACAAAGAAAACGAAGAUACCAAACACAAUGAUGAUUUCAUCAAAGAUCAUAUGAAUAGUACCAACAGUGAAUCUAGUUACCACCAUAAAAAUGGUAGUACCUUGAACAAUAGUCUUCAUUUUAACAACAAAGAAGUCGGUGGUACCAAAUACCGUGAAGAUUUGUUUAAAAAUGACUACAACAGUACUAUCAACAACAAAUUUAAUAACAAAGCAAAUGAAGGUACCAAAUACCUCAAAAAUCAUAUGAAUAGUACCAGUACUGAACCAAGUUACUCCAAAAAUGGAAACAACUCUAAUAAGCCUAUCAUCGACAUGUUUGAUAACCAAAAAUCCACCAAUAACAGUUUUUCGAAUCUUCUCAAUAGUACCGAUAAUAGUACAGAAAAUAUCAUUAAAAAAAUCAUGAAAAAACUAAAUAUUCGUAAUAUUUUAUCCUUCAUUACAUUAAAUUUCAACAACAUGUACGACUAUGUCAUAAUAGACGGUUCUAUACAGAGGCUGAUCAAAACUGAUUCGGCUCUAUACAUUUACGGUACUUUAAUAAUUCUAGUGGUACUGUUAGUAUUAAGUAGAACAUUUUUAUAUUAUAUGUCGUGUACUAUGGCUUCGGAAAAUUUGCAUUCGACCAUGUUCAAUAAAUUAUUGAAAGCUCCGAUGAGAUUUUUCGACACCAACCCGAGCGGAAGGAUUUUGAACAGAUUUUCGAAAGAUAUUGGGUGCAUAGACGAAAUUUUACCGAGGGUACUACUGGAUUCGGUUUCGAUUUUCCUUGUUAUGGCGGGAAUAUUGAUAAAUAUCGUUAUAGCAAAUCCAAUUAUGAUAAUAAUUCUCAUUAUACUUGGAAGUUUAUAUUUAAAAUUCAGAACAUGGUAUAUGGCGACUGCCAAAACUCUUAAGCAUUUAGAAGGAAUCGCGAAAUCCCCUGUAUUUUCCCAUGUGAGUUCUACUAUUUGCGGAAUAGUUACUAUAAGAUCGUCCCAUUCAGAAGAAAUUUUGAUAAAUGAAUUCGAUCGACAUCAGGAUGUCCAUACUUCGGCGUGGUAUUUAACGUUGGCAUGUAUGAACGCGUUUGGUUUAUGGCUCGACUUGAUUGUACUAAUUUUUUUGGCUAUAGUUACCUUUAGCUUCGUAAUUACAGCAUCUUUCACAAAUGUUAAUGGUAGCAUGGCAGGUUUGGCAAUAUCGCAAUGUAUGGUACUAACCGGUAUGUUACAAUAUGGAAUGAAACAACUGGCAGAAGUUAUAAAUAAUUUAACAAGCGUAGAAAGGGUUCUGCAAUAUACCACUCUAGAUAACGAAGGGCCGUUCGAUACACCAAAAGAGAAAAAACCAAAAGGUACUUGGCCUAGAAGGGGAAAUAUAGAAUUCAAUAACCUCUAUUUGAAAUAUGUCGAGAACGAACCACCGGUUUUGAAAAAUUUGAAUAUGAUAUUCAAACCUGGAGAAAAGAUUGGUAUAGUAGGACGAACCGGAGCCGGAAAAUCUUCUCUAAUUUCCGCUCUAUUCCGAUUAGCUCCAUUGGAAGGUUCUAUCCUGAUAGAUAGAGUCGAAAUACAAAAUUUAGGUCUGACGGAUUUGCGGAAGAAGAUUUCCAUAAUUCCCCAAGAACCGGUUUUGUUUUCCGAAACUCUACGAUACAAUUUGGAUCCUUUCGGCGAAUUCGACGACGACAAGAUCUGGGACGCGCUGGAAUUGGUCGAGUUGAAAGAAAGCGUGGAUUCUUUGGAUUUCAUGGUAGCGGAAGGCGGCGCCAAUUUCAGUCUUGGCCAAAGGCAAUUGAUCUGUUUGGCGAGAGCUAUUUUGAAAGACAAUAAAAUCUUGAUACUGGACGAAGCUACAGCCAACGUAGAUCAAAGAACCGAUUCUUUGAUCCAAGCGACGAUACGCAAAGCGUUCAAAGACUGCACGGUACUGACCAUAGCGCACAGAUUGAACACCAUCAUGGAUUCCGAUAAAGUUUUGGUGAUGAGUUUCGGUAACAUGGUGGAAUUCGAUCAUCCCCAUAAACUUCUACAAAUCGAAGACGGUUAUUUCCAUAAAUUGGUGAUGGAAACGAGUCCAACUAUGGCGCAAGAACUCAAAAAUACUGCUCAGAAGGCUUACCAAAAAUAUAUCACAGAUAACGAUUGAUUUACUAUUUUAAUAAAUUAGAU